UACUUCUAAUGGGAUGCAUUUGCAGAGAGGAAGAAUUCCUCAUUUAAGAUGGGUAAUAAGCAAACGAUAUUUACUGAUGAACAGCUAGAUGCCUACCAGGAUUGCACGUUCUUCACUCGGAAGGAAAUCCUUCGGUUGCACGGCCGAUACCAUGAAAUGGCACCAAACGUUGUGCCCAUGGACUACACAAAGGACCCAGAUGUUAAACUACCUAUGCAGCUUAUAAUAAACAUGCCUGAGCUGAAGGAGAAUCCCUUCAAGGAAAGGAUUGUGGAGUCAUUCUCAGAAGAUGGAGAGGGGAGCCUGAGCUUCAAUGACUUUGUGGAUAUGUUCUCCGUGCUCAGUGAAAUGGCUCCCCGUGAACUUAAAGCAAUCUAUGCCUUUAAGAUUUAUGAUUUUAACACAGAUAACUUCAUUUGUAAAGCAGACUUGGAAAAAACCCUCAAUAAGCUGACCCGGGAAGAGCUGACAGCAGAGGAAAUCACUCUGGUUUGUGAGAAGGUGAUAGAAGAAGCUGACAUGGAUGGUGAUGGGAAAUUAGGAUUUGCAGAUUUUGAAAACAUGAUUUCCAAGGCACCAGACUUUCUCAGUACUUUCCACAUAAGAAUCUGAAUAUGUUUCUGCCAGUCCAUCCUUUCUGAAUCUCAGGCGCUCCAGGGACUUUUGUCCUCUAAUGAGGGCUUCUUAGAACUCAGCAGAAAGUACUGAAAGAAUUCUGGUCCACAAAGAGACAGAAGCAUCAUGUGAUCUACAGGAUAUUUGGAACAGACACAUUUUUAUCUUCUCUGCUGGCCAAGCACUCUGGCGAAGAUGGUUGGUUGUUGGAUUGUGGUACUUCUUUUUUUUCCUCCCUUUUUUUAAACAGUCAGAAUCAGAAUAUUAUUGAAGGUAUUUCCACAGAGUUUUUAUAUUUAUGAAUAUUUAAUACUGCUCUUAAAAGUAAAAAAAAAAAAAAAAAAAACAAAAAAAAAAAAAAAAAACAAAAAAAAACAAAAAAAAAAAACCAAAAACUGAGAGAUUAGCUUUGGUGUGUUUUCCAAGAGUAUUUGAAAGGAAGCAUGGGCCUUAAAUAAUGAGAUGCCUCUAUCACUGUGUUGUACAGCUGGGAUCUUGCAUGGAAAAUACCUGAGGUGAAAGAAUUGCAGCCAAGAUCAAGCUCCCAGUGUUGAAGACAGCCACAGCCCAGGUUUGCUUUUCAGCCACUAAAAUGGCAACUGCUGGGUUUGGUGCUUACCUUCAACCAAUAUUUUAUGGAUUGCUGUGUCCUUAUAAAACUUGAAAUAUUUGCCUUUUGUAUAUUAUAACUGUAUACGUGAUUCAUUUCUUCCCAAGAUAAAUGUUAAAACUGUGUCCUUAUUCUCAAAGGGGCUCCUGCAUUUUACUCAUUCUAUGGGCUGAUAAUGUUCUUGAAUGGAGGAACAUGGUCAUCUGUAAAUCAUGAAGAAAUUGAAGAAGCACAGAACUACUAUUAAGGACAUGAAAAGAUAUUUUCUUUCGGAACAAGCUAUGCAAUCUCUCCCAUAAAAUGCAUGAAUGCAGUUCUUUUUCUUUCCUCUCCAGCUGGAAAUCAGCUAGAUCUUUUUGUUGGUGUUUUUUGUUAUUGUUUUGGGUUUUUUAAUUUAUUUUUACUUCCAGUAUUGUUUAGGUACUGGGACCUGAAGACAAUCAUAUGUGUAUUAAUUACUGUUCUAACAGUCAAUAGAAGGGCUCUGUCACUUACAUGGCUUCUGUAUCAAGGUCAUCUCAAUUAAAACUUUUGAAGCAUUCUGUUGUGCUUUGAGAAUUUUUAGGCUGACCACAUACUAAUUUCCUUUCUGAUCAUUAUUCCAAUUACUAUAAAGUUAAAUCUUUCAAAGGAUGAAAUGUGUUACAUAGAAAACUGUUAAAGUAGAGAACCUGACCUGUCUAUCAUUUCUGUAGGGAUGGUGAUGCCUGUCUACCUCAGAAACUCUUCUGUGUGGUGAGCUUGCAGGGUAGCUUGCUGUUCAGAUUUACACACUAUGAAUAAAGAAGAAAUAUUUCUCUAGCAGUAUGUGUCUACAUUAAAAGUUUCAAUGGAAAUUUUGGAUAUUCAAAGUA
This is a messenger RNA of Vidua macroura (Pin-tailed whydah), 2079 nucleotides long. RefSeq names its product calcium and integrin binding family member 2 (gene CIB2). The record is from RefSeq and is a predicted model, not a curated record. Bases 49 to 612 code for a protein of 187 amino acids. Lineage: Eukaryota; Metazoa; Chordata; Aves; Passeriformes; Viduidae. The transcript is spliced from 6 exons. Gene Ontology annotation, molecular function: calcium ion binding.